Messenger RNA from Penicillium nucicola, 3201 nucleotides. Its product is annotated as NRPS-like enzyme. Bases 1 to 3201 code for a protein of 1066 amino acids. The record is from RefSeq and is a predicted model, not a curated record. The transcript has 3 exons. Lineage: Eukaryota; Fungi; Ascomycota; Eurotiomycetes; Eurotiales; Aspergillaceae.
AUGAACUUGAGGGAUUUUGAAAAGGGACCCGAUAGUUCUAGUCAGAUUCUGCCCCAACUUGUGGAUGAUAUAGCUCAAUCUGAACCCGACAGAUUGUUCUGCAUCCAUCCAGUUUUCCAGGAUAGAACUGAUGAGUGGCGGCAUAUCACGUUCAAGGAUCUUUCCAAAGCCAUAAAUCAUGUUGCCUGGUGGAUUGAUGCGAGACUCAGCAUCAAGAAUUUAGGAAAACAGCAAGUCCUCGCAUAUGUAGGAACAAAUGACCUCCGAUACGCGGUAUUUGUCCUGGCAUGUAUGAAGACAGGGAAUAUGGCCUUGCUUGUUUCCACUAGAAACUCAUUGCUAGCUAAUCAGCAUCUCUUCGAAGCUACCAAUUGUUCGGUGUUGGUUGAUGGUAGUGAGAAGGCUCAACUUCGCAAUACAUUGGACGAACUCGCAACUCACCAACCGGAAAGUUUCGAAAGAUGGCCGAUGGCUUCGGUUUGGGAUAUUUUCAAUGACAGCCCGACAGAGCUAUAUCCCUACAGUGAGGAGCUCUCUGAAAUCGAGGAUCAACCCGCCAUGAUACUCCACAGCUCUGGCACCACGGGUCUUCCAAAGCCGGUGAGCUUGACGUAUGGAUUUUGGGCCACAACGGACAAUUUCAGGAGGCUAUCACUGCCGCCUGGACGUGAACAUGGACAGUUGUUUUUGAGGAACGAGGGAAAGUUGCGCUUCUUCAGCUCACCAAUGUUUCAUAUCAUGGGGAUCUUCUGUUUGUCUGAAUGCAUCUAUUACCGCUCGCCAUUUCUUCUCUAUCCUGACCGACCACUCACGGCAGACUCUCUUUUGCAAAUCAUGAGAAGCGAGAAUCCCCCUAAAUGGGGUUUGUUCUCCGCGUACAAUUUGCAAAAUCUAUGUUCAACUGAGACAGGGCGUGUAGCCCUGUCAUGUUUCGAAAUCUUGGGCUACGGGGGAGCCCCAUUGUCACCAUCCACUGGGAAGGUGUUGUCUAAGCUUGUCCGCUUGCAAACCACCCUGGGCAGCACUGAGACAUCAUAUACCCCAACGCUUCUUUGUGAGGAUCCUGAUGACUGGGCAUACCUCGAGUGGAAUCCGGCCUUUGGAGUGCGCAUGGAAGAUGUCGGAGGCGACCUUUGGGAGCUGGUUAUCCCGAGACUAGAGUCGCGUCAACACCAUGGCAUUUUCCAUACCUAUCCUGAGUUAACCGAGUAUCGCACUGGGGACCUCUUUCGCCCUCAUCCAUCCAAGCCCGGUCUGUGGCACUAUGAAGGCCGAGGUGACGACAUCAUCGUUCUAUCUAAUGGCGAAAAGUUUAAUCCCAUCGACGCGGAGAAUACUUUGGAGUCUCAUCCUCUUGUUAACGGUGCCGCUGUCUUUGGAAAAGGUAGAUUCCAAGCUUCAGUCCUCAUUGAACCUCGAUGGGACCUUUUGCCCCAAGAUUGGACACCAGAAUGGUUGCAAAGGUCUAUUUGGCCCACUGUGAACCAAGCAAAUGCUGUCCUCCCUGCCCAUGGGCAGAUUCUGGCGACUCAUGUUGCAUUUACAUCUAGUGACAUGCCAUUCGCUCGUACUGCAAAGGGUUCGAUACGUCGUCGGGAUGUCGCCACGGCUUAUGAAGCAGUGCUUGAUGAAAUUUACUCGCCUGGCCACGAGGAGAACCAGCUGGAAUCUAGCACUCAAGCCCCUGAAAGUUCCAGUCAGGAUGCUAUACAGAAGUGGCUCCAAGCACUUGUAGCCGAGAUAAUCAAAUUGCCCAACACUUUCAGUCUUGAUGAUGACUUGGUCACGCUGGGAAUCGAUUCGCUGCAAGUGAUCCAGUUGGGUCGCUCUGUUCAGGGUGCAUCUAAGCAGAUGCACCCAUCAGGUGAACAGCUCUCCUGGACAAGUGCAAAGAUAUAUGAGUUGAAAACAGUUCGUUCUCUGGCCAACGCCUUUUUCCAGCACGUUGGUGGCGAUGAGAGCACCGACGACAGCGAAGAUGCCCCGUGGACACGUUCGGAACUACUGACGCGUUCGAUCUGGAGUCAGGCUAGAUUGUUCGGGAAAGGUGGGCUAACCGUUGUUCUAACGGGAUCGACUGGAGAGCUGGGUAGCUAUCUGCUCUAUGAGCUACUUCAAGACCCGUCCAUAGCCCAAAUUUACUGCUUCAACCGCUCUUCGGACGCGAUGUCCCGACAAAUUGCCAGUUUCAAGGCGAAACAGCUUUCCGCAUCUUGGCUUUCGGAGCAAUCUCGUGUUCAUUUCUGGCAGACGUCUCUGAGUGACGAGUUCUUCGGGCUGACUCCGCAUGAAUAUCAAUCGGUACAAGGCAGUGUCGAUGCUGUGAUUCAUAACGCCUGGACAGUAAACUUCAACCAGCCGUUGUCUGCCUUUGAAUCGCAUAUCACUGGAGUGCGAAGGCUGUUGAAAUUUACAGAGGAAUCCUCGGCCCAGUUUCACUACAUUUCGUCCAUCUCGACGGUGGGUGGCUGGCGGGCGGAGCAAGGUAUCUCAAUCCCAGAGGCCCUUCAUAGCGAGUCUGUGGCACUCCAUCAAGGUUAUGCAGAGUCCAAAUAUGUGAGUGAGUCUCUUUGUGGAAUAGCCGCUCAGCGCUGUGGCAUCCCGAUCAGUAUCCAUCGCGUUGGCCAGCUGGGUGGUGCAUCGUCGCUAGAUGGCGCCAUGUGGAAUCCCCGGGACUGGUUCCCAUCACUGGUCAAAUCAUCCUUGACCUUGGGCAAAUUGCCGGAUAGCUUGGGGGCAAUGAAUGUAGAUUGGGUGCCAAUCGACACGGCUGCGCAGGCAGUUACUCAGAUUGUCAAAUCCCAGUCUCAAAAACGCAAGCCACAACUUGAGGUUUUCCAUAUCGUAAACCCUCAAGCAACGGAGUGGGAAUCUCUGGUGCAUACUGUUGCCCAGGCAUGUGGUGCGAAGGUCUUGCCGCUGGAAGAAUGGGUGGCCAUUUUGCAAAAUAUUUCACAGGGAACAACUGGCGACGAGAGCCAUGAGAACCUACAGAAUAUCCCGGCUGUUCAGCUGCUGGAUUUCUUUGGGGGUCUGGUCUUGCUCCAAGGUCAAAGGGGCCAAGGACGCCCACGCGUCGAAGUUUCAAAUGCUCAAAGCCAUAGUUCUGCUAUGCGCACCAUGAACCCAAUCGACGAGAGAUUGAUGGACAUUUGGUUACAGCAGUGGAAGAAUCAGUGGAUGUCAGAGUUGCAGAUAUAG